This is a messenger RNA of Phalaenopsis equestris, 2614 nucleotides long. Its product is annotated as probable pectin methyltransferase QUA2. Gene Ontology annotation, molecular function: methyltransferase activity. Bases 272 to 2251 code for a protein of 659 amino acids. NCBI's taxonomy places the organism in Eukaryota, Viridiplantae, Streptophyta, Magnoliopsida, Asparagales, Orchidaceae. Gene Ontology annotation, cellular component: cytoplasm. The record is from RefSeq and is a predicted model, not a curated record. The transcript has 9 exons.
UCGUGACGCAGUCAUUGACUGUUUGUUCUCCUGCUCUUUGCUGGAGCUGAGAAAGGAGUAAGAACUCUGCACAUUGGAUCUUCUAUAACUCCAUGAACUUCUCGCAGAAGAUAAUGGGAUUUUAAUGGAGAGUCAUUCUAUCAUUUGAUCUGAUAAAGUUGGGAUUCUUUUGGGUACUGUAACCUUUCCUUCUUCAAGUAUAGAGCAAAUUUUUUCGGUCUUCUUGAAUUAGGUCUCUGCAGAUUUCACAUUGGGAAUUUUCUUGCUAUCAAUGUCGAGGCCACUUUACCGGGGAUUCUCUGGCGGCUAUGGAAGGCUCUCCGGCUGUGAAGACUCAUUUGAUAAGAUCUCUCAACAGAAGAAUUUCUCUAAGAAUGGAUUAGGUCAUGAGCUUCCAAGUCCUUACGGAACAAGUAGAAAUCGGCAAAACUUGACGCUUAGCUUGCUGAAGUUUGGUCUUGCCCUAAUUGUUUUCGUUGCAAUUUGGGGUUCACUCUACUGGAUUGCAUAUAUCUCCAAUGCCUCACAAGUUAACAUCUAUAGAGGUUACAGGCGGGUACAAGAGCAGCUCGUUGCGGAUCUCUCUCUCGUGGAAGAGCUCGCUAAUGGAGUUGGCAAGCUCAGAGAGAUUGAAUUCUGCCCACCUGAGUUUGAGGAUUAUGUUCCAUGUUAUUAUAAUCUUUCAGAGAGUUUAGAUUCAGCAGAUACCGAUCGGCAGAUUGAGCAUGAGAGGAAAUGUGAUCGUGGAUUUGGAAAGGGGCUGACUUGUUUGAUUUUUCCACCGAGGAGUUACAGGAUUCCAUUAAGAUGGCCGACAGGAAGGGACUUCAUUUGGAAGGAGAAUGUGAAGAUCACAGGGAAGGAGUUCUCAUCAGGGAGUUUGACGAAGAGGAUGAUGGUGGAGGAAGAGCAUAUCUCUUUUCACUCUGACUCUUUAAUGGUUGAUGGAGUAGAAGACUAUUCACAUCAGAUAGCUGAGAUGAUUGGGCUUAGAAAUGAGUCAAAUUUCAAUGAAGCUAGGAUUAGGACUGUCUUAGAUAUAGGCUGUGGCUUCGGUAGUUUUGGGGCACAUCUUUUUUCGAAACACCUCCUCACCUUGUGCAUCGCAAGCUAUGAAACCUCUGGAAGUCAAGUUCAACUUACACUUGAAAGGGGCCUGCCUGCCAUGAUUGGUUCAUUUAUAUCAAAACAAUUGCCAUAUCCAUGUCUUUCCUUUGACAUGGUUCAUUGCGCAAAAUGUGGGAUUGACUGGGAAAAGAACGAUGGUAUCUUCCUUGUGGAAGUUGACAGACUCUUGAGGCCCGGAGGAUACUUCGUCUGGACGUCACUUACGAACGCGCACAGAUCUCUUCGCGACAAGGAAAACAUGAAAAAAUGGACUCAUAUACGUGAUUUUGCUGAGAAUCUCUGUUGGGAAAUGCUUUCACAACAAGAUGAAACAAUCAUUUGGAAAAAGACCACCAAAAAGAAAUGUUACAGUUCUCGGAAAGCUGGUCCUCCGUUCUGCGGAAGGAGUCAUGAUAUUGAAUCUCCCUAUUAUCAACCACUAAAUCCUUGCAUUGGAGGAUUAAGAAGCCAGAGGUGGAUCCCGAUUGAAAACCAAACACCUUGGCCUGCUCAAUCUAAACUGAACUCAGCACAACUUGACAUACAUGGUGUACAUUUAGAGGAUUUUACAGAGGAUUCCUUAAACUGGCAUGCAGCAGUUCGUAAUUAUUGGUCUCUUCUUUCACCACUUAUAUUUUCAGAUCAUCCUAAGAGGCCUGGGGACGAGGAUCCCUCUCCUCCUUUUAAUAUGGUUAGGAAUGUGCUGGAUAUGAAUGCUGGAUUUGGAGGUUUCAAUGCUGCUCUACUUGAAACUGGAAAAUCUGUGUGGGUAAUGAAUGUGGUACCAGCUAUGAGUUCGAACUACCUCCCUCUUAUCUUUGAUCGAGGAUUUAUCGGUAUCCAGCAUGAUUGGUGCGAAGCAUUUCCAACAUAUCCAAGAACUUAUGAUAUGGUUCAUGCUGAAGGUUUGCUAUCAAAUCAUCAACAGACCAGAUGUUCAAUCCUAGACAUAUUCUCAGAGAUUGAUCGGAUUUUACGACCAGAGGGUUGGGUUAUAAUUCAUGAUAAAACACCACUCGUUGAAGCACUCAGACCAUUAACCACACAGUUGAAAUGGGAAGCUCGUGUAAUAGAGUUGGAAGCUAACAAAGAUGAGAGACUUCUUCUUUGCCAGAAGCCCUUUCUCAGAAAACCAAUACAGUAAAUUCAAUAUUACACAAAAAUAUAUAUAAAAAAAAUGCAAUAAAUGAUAAAAUAUGAAAUAAGAGAAGCAUUGUCCUUCGGGCAGAAAUGGCCUCUUUCUCCUUGGGAGCCACAAGGCACCCUGGGAACAUGUAAUUUGUAAAUGUAGCGGCCAAAAGAGUAUAUAGAAUAGGCCUUCAAUUAUUUCUUCCCACACCCAUCCUCGUUCAACAGUACAAUGGACCAAAUGAAAUAUUGAAUUAAUUCUCAGUAAUAUAGAAUGAAUAAGGCAUGGUUCUUUUUUGAGUAAUUUUUUUGCUUAGCAUUUGGUGAAAGUUGUAAAAUUUGUUUGUUGUACUCUUCUUCUAUUGUUAAGUUGAACGGC